UGGUUUGCGCCAUAACCGUCUCUCACUAUCACACUCUUCUCUCUUUCCCUCCCAAACCAAAAAGACCAUUCUCUCCCUCUCCCACACCAGAACCUUCACUGAACCAACAAUGGCGUCUUCUUCUUCUUCCUACUGCACCCGCUGGCACGCCAUACUCUACUCCACCAUGGCCGUCAUCCUCGCCGCCAUCGCAAUCUCCAUGACCCUCCGCUCCGACCCCACCGCCCAAACCCCCCAAUCGGCCACACCCAUCAGCCACGUCAUCUCUCUCAGCGCCUCAAGAACUCUCCGGGCCUCCGGCUUCACCGUCACGGCGGCGCUCCUCCAAAUCUCGCCGGAGCUCUUCCUCUCCUCGCCGAACUCCACCAUCUUCGCAAUCGCCGACUCCCACAUCUCCAACGCCUCUCUCCCUCCUCACCUCCUCAGAGACCUCCUCAAAUACCACACCUCGCCGGUUAGGGUUUCGAUCGAAGACCUGAUGGAGAAGCCUCAAGGUUCUUGCUUGCCGACUCUGUACCGGAAAAAGACCGUCACGGUCACGAGGAUCGAUCGGAAGAAUCGGACGGUCCAGAUCAACCGGGUUUGGGUCUCGCACCCGAAUCUGUUUCUAGAAGGAUCCGUUUCGAUUCACGGCGUUCUUGGCCCGUUCGCGGCCGUGGAUCCCGAAUAUGACGUCAUUCACGCUCCUGUGUGCGACUCCAAUUCUAGCGUCGUUUCUGGUUCUGGUGGAUUGAAGAAGAGCAAUGUGGAAUGGGGUCGGAUUAUUAGGUUGCUGAGCUCAAAGGGGUUUGUGCCGUUUGCAAUUGGGCUGCAUUCUGUUCUUGAUGGGAUUCUUGAAGAUGAGAGAAAUGUGAGCUCUGUGACGAUUUUUGUGCCACCAAGAUUGGAGCUUGGAGCUCAUCAUCAUCAUCCUCGGGCUUUGCUUGAGAAGAUUGUGAGGUUUCACAUUGUGCCGCAGAGGCUUACACACCAGGAGCUUUCGGCAUUGCCUGCGAGGACUCUGCUCAGGACUAUGGUUCAUGGUGAUCAGCCUCUUGAAGUCACUGGGUUCAUGAGUUUCAUGCCGGAAUUGGUCAUCAAUGGAGUGAGGAUCGUGGCGCCCGACAUCUAUUCUUCAAACAACUUGGUCGUCCAUGGGAUUUCCCGAGCUUUCGAGGUGAAUGAUCUGCCUAAUACCCAAUAAAGAGUAGAACAUCUUCUGGAGUAGUAUUAGGGUGUUGAGCAUGUUAGAUUUGUUGUUUUGAAAAUGUAGGUGUACAUGGUGUUUUGCAUAGAGUGACAUUGUUUUUGCUGCAUUGCAAGAACAAUGCUGUCAAAGCUGUGAUGUGUUGUAGGCUCCUUUUUUGUGUUCAAGGAAUAGUUGAACAAUGUAAAGUUGCAACACUGGCAUUAGGAUCAAUGCUACUGGAAAUUGAUGUAACUGUGAUUUGAUUAAUGCAUGGUAGUAGAAAUUCAUGAUUGCCUAGUAGAUAAAUGCUACUAGAAAUUCAUACAA
Messenger RNA from Rosa rugosa (rugosa rose), 1495 nucleotides. Its product is annotated as fasciclin-like arabinogalactan protein 21. Lineage: Eukaryota; Viridiplantae; Streptophyta; Magnoliopsida; Rosales; Rosaceae. The record is from RefSeq and is a predicted model, not a curated record. The transcript has a single exon. The coding region runs from base 110 to 1183 and encodes 357 amino acids.